Molecule: messenger RNA, 357 nt
Organism: Trichoderma gamsii
Lineage: Eukaryota; Fungi; Ascomycota; Sordariomycetes; Hypocreales; Hypocreaceae
Exons: 3
Coding region: 1-357 (118 amino acids)
Molecular function (GO): zinc ion binding; carbonate dehydratase activity
Source: RefSeq, a predicted model, not a curated record
AUGGUGCGAAAUGCCGGAGGUAGAGCAUUUGACGCAAUCCGAACGCUGUCGGUACUCCAAACUAUUGGUGCACCAGGGACAAUUGUUGUUAUGCAUCAUACUGACUGCGGAAUGACCCAUUUUCACGAUGCCGACAUUAAGAAAGCGCUUGUGGAAAUCGCGCCAAAUGAAAAAUCUUCAAUUGAAGCUAGUAGAUUUGGAGAAAUUAAAAACAGCAUCGAGGAGAGUAUCAGGGAGGACGUUGCACUCCUCAAGGCUUCGCCUUUAAUCAAGGACGACACGCAGAUAAUCGGUCUCGCAUAUGACACCGCUACAGGUGCUCUCACUGAAGUGGACGAUUCAAAGAGCGCGUUAUAA